AUGCCCUGGUCCAGACCUCAGGUGGAGCUUCACGCCGGCGGAGCGGAGGCCAUGGACCAGUACAACACGGACGACCACCACUACGAGGGCUCGCUCUUCCCCGCCUCCACCCUCAUCCCCGUCACCGUCAUCUGCAUCCUCAUCUUCGUGGUGGGCGUGACGGGCAACACCAUGACCAUCCUCAUCAUCCAGUACUUCAAGGACAUGAAGACCACCACCAACCUGUACCUGUCCAGCAUGGCCGUGUCCGACCUCAUCAUCUUCCUCUGCCUGCCCUUCGACCUCUACCGCCUGUGGAAGUACGUGCCGUGGCUGUUCGGCGAGGCGGUGUGCCGCUUCUACCACUACAUCUUCGAGGGCUGCACGUCGGCCACCAUCCUCCACAUCACGGCCCUGAGCAUCGAGCGCUACCUGGCCAUCAGCUUCCCGCUCCGGAGCAAGGUGGUGGUGACCCGGCGCCGGGUCCAGUACAUCAUCUUCGCCCUGUGGGUGUUCGCCCUGGCGUCCGCCGCCCCCACGCUCUUCCUGGUGGGGGUGGAGUACGACAACGACACGCACCCGGACUACAGCACGGGCCAGUGCAAGCACACCGGCUACGCCAUCAGCUCCGGGAAGCUGCACAUCAUGCUCUGGGUGUCCACCACCUACUUCUUCUGCCCCAUGCUCUGCCUCGUCUUCCUCUACGGCUCCAUCGGCUGCAAGCUGUGGAAGAGCAGGAACGACCUGCAGGGCCCCUGCACCCUGGCCCGAGAGCGCUCGCACAGGCAGACGGUCAAGAUCCUCGUGGUGGUGGUGCUGGCCUUCAUCAUCUGCUGGCUGCCCUACCACAUCGGCAGGAACCUCUUCGCUCAGGUGGACGACUACGACACGGCCAUCCUGAGCCAGAACUUCAACAUGGCGUCCAUGGUGCUCUGCUACCUCAGCGCCUCCAUCAACCCCGUCGUCUACAACCUCAUGUCCCGGAAGUACAGGGCCGCCGCCAAGCGCCUCUUCCUGCUGCACCGGCGGAGCCGGCAGGCCCACCGCGGCCAGCGCCAGCUGUCCUCCAUCGACCACAUCUCCACCCUCAACGAGAGCCUGACCGGCGUCUGA
Molecule: messenger RNA, 1092 nt
Organism: Salarias fasciatus (jewelled blenny)
Lineage: Eukaryota; Metazoa; Chordata; Actinopteri; Blenniiformes; Blenniidae
Gene: mlnr
Product: motilin receptor
Exons: 2
Coding region: 1-1092 (363 amino acids)
Biological process (GO): G protein-coupled receptor signaling pathway
Cellular component (GO): plasma membrane
Molecular function (GO): G protein-coupled peptide receptor activity
Source: RefSeq, a predicted model, not a curated record